Messenger RNA from Meriones unguiculatus (Mongolian gerbil), 3720 nucleotides. It is a transcript of the gene Piga, whose product is annotated as phosphatidylinositol glycan anchor biosynthesis class A. Bases 515 to 1972 code for a protein of 485 amino acids. The transcript has 8 exons. Gene Ontology annotation, molecular function: phosphatidylinositol N-acetylglucosaminyltransferase activity. Gene Ontology annotation, cellular component: glycosylphosphatidylinositol-N-acetylglucosaminyltransferase (GPI-GnT) complex. Gene Ontology annotation, biological process: GPI anchor biosynthetic process. The record is from RefSeq and is a predicted model, not a curated record. Lineage: Eukaryota; Metazoa; Chordata; Mammalia; Rodentia; Muridae.
AAUUCAGAACCUCUGUGUGAUUGGCUACCGUGGGGGCGCGGCGCUCAGGUCGCGGACGUUUCUGAUUGGUGCUUUGGAGCAGCAGGGCGGGAUUCUGCUUACAGCCGCGGGAGGUCCGGACAGAGGCGGCCAUGGGAUUCGAGGUUUAUGUGACAGGGUACCCCCGUAGCCCAGUCUUACCUGUCCUGUAACCCUCAAUUCUCCGCCUCCCAAGUACAUGACCUUUCCCUGCUGCCUCACUUUGUAUUUCUGAGGAUUCUUUAAAUGUAGAUGAAUUUGUGGGAGAAAAUCGACACGUAUAUAGUUUGCAGAGUCUGCACUGAAAGGAGGCCAGUCUUGGAAGAAAGGCCGACACAACUAAAAAAGAUUCAGAAAAGAGAAGGGAACAGUUUGAGUAUCAGCAUUCUUGAAUAAGGAAGGAGAAACUGGAUUGUCUGCAGCAUGAGCUCCAGGUAAUGGAAGACACUUUUCUUAACUGGCUUGCUUUGAGAACUGAUGCCUGAACCACCUCAGCAUGGCCAAUAGAAGAGGAGGUGGGCAUGGCCAGCCUCCCUCAGUGAUGCCUUCCUGGUUUAGCCCUCGAACUCUUUCCACCAAUAGGACCUGCACUCAUAAUAUAUGCAUGGUAUCUGACUUUUUCUACCCAAACAUGGGAGGUGUUGAAAGCCACAUUUACCAGCUCUCUCAGUGCCUCAUUGAGAGGGGGCACAAGGUCAUAAUUGUCACCCAUGCUUAUGGAAAUCGAAAGGGCAUCCGUUACCUCACCAAUGGCCUCAAAGUUUAUUACUUGCCUCUCAGAGUCAUGUACAACCAAUCUACAGCCACGACUCUCUUUCACAGUCUGCCAUUGCUCAGGUACAUAUUUGUUCGGGAAAGAGUUACGAUAAUCCAUUCCCACAGUUCUUUUUCUGCCAUGGCCCAUGAUGCUCUCUUCCACGCCAAGACAAUGGGGCUUCAGACAGUCUUCACGGACCAUUCCCUUUUUGGAUUUGCUGAUGUCAGCUCGGUGCUUACAAACAAGCUUCUAACUGUGUCUCUUUGUGACACAAACCACAUCAUUUGUGUCUCUUAUACUAGUAAGGAAAACACUGUACUAAGAGCAGCACUGAAUCCUGAAAUAGUGUCCGUCAUUCCUAACGCUGUAGAUCCUACUGACUUCACUCCAGAACCAUUUAGGAGGCAUGAUAGUGUAAUAACUAUUGUUGUUGUCAGCAGACUUGUAUACAGAAAAGGGACUGAUUUGCUUAGUGGUAUAAUACCUGAACUCUGUCAGAAAUACCAAGAAUUAAAUUUCCUAAUUGGAGGAGAAGGACCAAAGAGAAUCAUUUUGGAAGAAGUACGGGAAAGAUACCAACUACAUGACAGGGUGCAAAUUUUGGGAGCUUUAGAACACAAGGAUGUUAGGAAUGUCUUAGUUCAAGGACACAUUUUUCUUAACACCUCCCUCACUGAAGCAUUCUGCAUGGCAAUCGUGGAAGCCGCCAGUUGUGGUUUGCAGGUUGUCAGCACAAAAGUUGGUGGGAUUCCUGAAGUCCUUCCAGAAAGUCUUAUUAUUUUAUGUGAGCCUUCAGUAAAGUCUCUGUGUGAAGGGCUGGAAAAAGCUAUUUUCCAAGUGAAGUCGGGGACAUUGCCAGCUCCAGAAAACAUCCACAAUGUAGUAAAGACUUUCUACACCUGGCGGAAUGUGGCAGAGAGAACUGAAAAAGUGUAUGAGCAUGUAUCAAAGGAAACUGUGUUGCCAAUGCACAAGAGAUUGAAAAGGCUCAUCUCUCAUUGUGGCCCAGUGACAGGCUACAUUUUUGCUUUGCUGGCUGUGCUCAGCUAUAUCUUCCUCAUUUUCCUGCGGUGGAUAACUCCAGACUCUAGCAUUGAUGUUGCAAUAGAUGCUAGCGGGCCAAGGAGACCUUGGCCUCCUCAGUGUCCUUGUGAUACGAAAAGAGAUGAAAAUGAUAAGGUAUCCAAAAGCAGGUAGAAGCAAGCCCAAGUUAACAAGUCUUACACACUUGCAAUAGUCCUGUUAGCAUUUGAAAAUAAUUUUGCUCUUUUAUUUUUGGGUUUUAGAGUUGGUUUGGUAAAUUAGGCUACCUCUGUAUCAUUCACUUUUUUUUUUUUUUUUUUUUGAAAAAAAGAUAAAUACUUAUGCAAUUCCUGAGUGUGAAAACUCCUUGCACUUUAAAAUUUAGGGAAUAAUGGUUCAGCCACUCAGGUAUGACAUUUUUCAGAUUACUGAGAUCCUUCUAACACAGAUGUUUUAACAUUAUAUUUUGGGAGCCUUGGGUGCUGAAAGGCCAAACGUUUCUGGAUCUUUUUUGGCCAGUUUUUAACGUUAUACCAUUAAUUCAUUUACCAGAUGUUUACAAGAUUUCUUUAGGGAGGUACAACAAUUAUGAGAUCCAUUUUAAGUCAAGGUCACGUAUCCUUCAUUGGACAUUGAAGUAUUGUUCUUCAACACUUACUGUGUCCACUCAAGGGUUACAUGUAAUCUGAUUUCUUGAGCAAGACCACCUCUUUGGUUGCCAGCAUGUUGGAACACCUGUUACAUAUGAAAGUUGAACUAAAUGGCUCUCAAGCCUAAGGACUAGUUAACAAGAAGUGGUAAAACAGCAAACAUGCCAAAAUGCUCAGGCUACUGAAUGUCAGGAAAUCAUCGCUGGCAUACUCCCAAGUACCUCUCUGAACCUGUUUUAUGCAUUCUCCUAGGAAGAGCCCUUGUCUUCCUGCGUGUGUGUGUGUGUGCAUGCGUGUGUUUGAGUGUGUGAGUGUGUGUGUGUGUGUGUGUGUAGAGCUCUUGUCUUUUGAGUGUGAAGAGAUGUUGCUUUUCAAGUUCUAUGGACUGACCGAUACCACUGUUGAUGCUAGUGUAGGCCAAGCCUCUGCUUUUGUAGUGCAGUUUAGUCCUCCAUAAACGCCUUUGUGGUUUCUGAGCUGAACAGAAGAGGUGUGCCAUCUCAAAACCAGCUGCUAUCCUGUCCUCCAAAUGGAAGUUCAGUCCCUCCCGUCACUGUGGUCUAGCUAAUCCUGGAUAAGUAUUGCCAGUGUGUGGAAAGGCUUUCCUCCAGAACAGUUUAUUUAUAGCAUAUCAAGUCUGAAAAUUGUCAGAGUGUGCAGUCUCUUUGUGGGUGGAAUUUCUCAAUCGUAAUCACAGUUAUCCAGAGCCAUGGGUUUUUAAAUCCCAAAUUAUAUGCGAUACGUAUUAUUAUUAAUCUUUGAACUCUUUCACAUGUUAUUUUUGUGGGAAAGGGACUAAAAUAAAAGCAGCAAGGCGCUUGUGGGUGUUUGAUUCUGUCAGUAUUGUAAUUAUGUACAGGAUUUUUUAAUGAUGACAUUUGCAAAACUUUUUAAAGAGUAUCUUAACAUGCCUAUUAGUUGGUUGCCACUGGUAUAAAAGAGAUAUAUUUGUGUUUGGUUUCUAUGGAAACACAAAUGCUAGAGAGUAAUUUUUAAAAUAGAGAAAUUAGGGCUUCUUUUAUUGGAAAAAGAUGACCUGGUCCAAAUCAUUCAGUCUUAUUUGAAUCUUUAUGCACUGAGACAGGCUUACAGAUAACAGUGCCAAUAUUCACAGUAGACUGAGGCAUGUGUAACACUUUGCUUUAUUCACUCUACAUUACUCUUUCUACUUUCAUAUUUGCUUCUAAUAACUUUUGUCAAAAUCAUCAUUAAAUACUUUAAUUAUUCUUUAUUUAAGAUGACAAUACAUUUGAAAAAUAAUUUUUUCUUGUC